This is a messenger RNA of Hordeum vulgare subsp. vulgare (domesticated barley), 3564 nucleotides long. Its product is annotated as putative pentatricopeptide repeat-containing protein At5g40405. The transcript has 3 exons. Gene Ontology annotation, molecular function: RNA binding; protein binding; zinc ion binding. The coding region runs from base 43 to 2271 and encodes 742 amino acids. NCBI's taxonomy places the organism in Eukaryota, Viridiplantae, Streptophyta, Magnoliopsida, Poales, Poaceae. The record is from RefSeq and is a predicted model, not a curated record. Gene Ontology annotation, biological process: RNA modification.
AACACGACCGUCUUUCUUCGCCGCGAGCAGCGGCGACGUGACAUGCGCCGGGCGCCAUGGCCAACCCCUGGCUCCGUCCGGCAGGCCACGGAGCUCCACGCCCUCGUCACCACUUCCGGACGCCUCCUCCACCCGCCAUCCGCGGCGCACCUCCUCAACUCCCUCACCAGCUGCAUAUCCCCCAGCGACCCGCUCCACCUCCGCUACGCGCUCAGCCUGUUCGACCGAAUGCCCUGCUCCACCUUCCUCUUCGACACCGCGCUCCGCGCUUGCUUCCGCGCCUCCUCCGGCCCCGACCGCCCCAUAAUCCUAUACCGGCGCAUGCACGGUGUGGACGUCCCACCGGACGCCUUCACGUUCCACUUCCUCUUCAAGUGCUGCGCCCGCGGCGGUGCUCACGUCCUCCUGGGCCGGAUGCUGCACGCCGCAUGCUUCCGUACAUUGCUUCCCUCCGCUGUGCCGCUCAUUGCGAGCCCUAUCAUCCAUAUGUACGCUGAGCUUGGGCUCCCUGGCGAUGCCCGCCGGGCUUUCGAUGAGGCUUCUGUGAAGGAUGUGGUUGCCUGGACGACGGUGAUCAGUGGGCUGGCCAAGAUGGGGCUGCUCGAUGACGCGCGGCGUCUUCUGGCACGGGCUCCGGUGAGGAACGUGGUCACUUGGACUGGUUUGAUUUCGGGGUACUCACGUGCUGGUCGGGCCGCUGAGGCUGUGGAUUGCUUUAACAGCAUGCUUUCUGAUGGCAUUGCACCGGAUGAGGUUACCGUGAUUGGCAUGCUCUCGGCAUGUGGGCAGCUGAAGGAUUUGAAUUUUGGAUGCUCGCUGCACAUGCUGGUUGGGGACAAGAGGAUGUUGAUGAGUGACAAACUUGUAGUUGCGCUCAUUGACAUGUACGCCAAGUGUGGUGACACUGGCCGUGCAAGGGAGGUUUUUGAUGCUUUAGGUAGGGGGCGAGGACCCCAGCCAUGGAAUGCUAUGAUUGAUGGAUACUGCAAGGUAGGCCAUGUUGACAUUGCACGCUCUCUUUUUGAUCAGAUGGAGGACCAUGACGUCAUCACAUUUAACUCGUUGAUCACUGGGUACAUCCAUGGUGGCCGGCUUAGAGAAGCGCUACUUCUUUUCACAAAGAUGAGGAGACAUGGUUUGGGUGCUGAUAAUUUUACCAUGGUGGGCCUUCUAACUGCUUCAGCGAGUUUAGGUGCAUUGCCACAGGGCAGGGCCUUGCACGCUUGCAUUGAGCAAAGGUUAGUGGAAAGAGAUGUUUACCUCGGUACUGCACUCUUGGACAUGUACAUGAAGUGUGGGAGGGUGGAAGAGGCGAUGGUUGCUUUCAAACAGAUGAGUGUGAGAGAUGUUCACACUUGGAGCGCCAUGAUUGGAGGUCUCGCGUUCAAUGGGAUGGGUAAGGCUGCUCUGGAGCACUUCUUCUGGAUGAAGUGUGAUGGCUUUCAUGCCAAUUCAGUUACAUACAUUGCUGUUCUGACUGCUUGUAGUCACUCAUGCCUGCUGGAUGAAGGCCGUCUGUACUUCGACGAGAUGAGAUUGUUGCACAAUAUACGCCCCCAAAUUGAGCACUAUGGCUGCAUGAUAGAUUUGCUGGGUCGCAGUGGACUUCUGGAUGAAGCUAUGGAUCUUGUGCAGACCAUGCCAAUGCAGCCGAAUGCUGUGAUAUGGGCCUCCAUCUUGAGUGCUUGUAGAGUCCACAAGAACGUUGACCUAGCUCAAAAUGCUGCACAUCAUCUUCUGAAGCUAGAGCCAGCUGAGGAUGCUGUCUAUGUCCAGAUGUAUAACAUUUACAUUGACUCUAGACAAUGGGAAGAUGCAUCAAAAAUAAGGAGAUUGAUGGAAAAAAGGGGCGUGAAGAAGACUGCAGGCUACAGCUCGAUUGCUGUGGCUGGGCAGGUGCAUAAGUUUAUAGUUGGUGACCGAUCACAUCCUCAAAUAGCAGAGAUUGUUGUAAUGAUGGAGGAGAUUGGACGCAGGUUAAAGUCAGCGGGAUAUUCACCUAUCACGUCGCAGAUAACAGUGGAUGUCGAUGAGGAAGAGAAAGAACAGGCACUUUUAGCACACAGUGAGAAACUGGCCAUUGCAUUUGGACUCGUUAGUCUAGCACCAAACCUGCCGGUUCAUAUCAUAAAGAAUCUCCGGGUCUGCGAGGACUGCCACUCUGCAAUCAAGUUGAUCUCAAGGCUUUGGAACCGGGAAAUCAUAGUUAGAGACCGUAGUCGGUUCCAUCACUUCAGGGGUGGAGUAUGUUCUUGCAAUGAUUUUUGGUGAUUAACGAUUUGUAAGGCGCUGGUCCUGGUGUAAAGCUUGAAGGAUGAGGAAACACUAAAAAUAAUACCAUUUCACCUUCAGAGUAGCUUUCAGGUCGCGAUUCCAAGUUGCCAAAGGAAAAGAAGGUCAGUUGUGUCACACUAAUGAAUACCAGUUGGCUCACUGGAAAUGAGCUCCUCUUCACACGGUAACAUUCAUCACACACAUAGUCCAGGUGGAGAUCGAACUGAUGGAAGUGAAUGUUAUCCAUGUUCUUCUCGUGUAAUCUGUAUGGCUGCCCUUCUUUCCUAAACUGCAGUUCUGUCACUUGUUGCCGUGUUAAUGAAGAGGCCAGCUCGGUGACUCCAAGGGUAACUAAGCCAAAGUCAAUGGUCUAGGUGGGACAUAUAGACCACUGAGCAGGCCUGACCAGUAAUUCCGGUGGUUUCUUUUUUGUGUCAUUUCAGGGUAAAAAAUGUAGACAAAUAAGGUGGCGCAUCCACGGCGACCUACAGCCGUGAUUCCAUGCUUGAUGCUGGGCGAGGCAAAAUGGAAUUCCUAUGGAUUCCUUUCUCCCAAGGUCUGGAAUUCACUUUUAUGGAGCUACAAAGCACACGAUGAAAAUGUGCUGGGAAAGAGAGCUGCAAACAUGCUGAUAGAUGUUGGGAGAAGGAAAAAAGAGUGGUACCCAGGAGGAACUAGUCAUCAAUAUUAUUAAGGUAGAGCUGAGGAUCGGGCCGAGGCUGGCUAACCCGUCGACAAAUGUUGCUAACCCGCAAACCCGGCUGACUUCUCUAGAUGUUGGGAGAAACAUCCAGCCACCAUUUUGCAGCUAUCAAACUUCUUUUUACGAUAUUGUGGACAAAGAAAAACAAAUGCUCCAAGGAUGAAAGAGAUGCCAAGUGGGCAAAGAAGCCAACAAGUGAAGGGAACUAUUGGGUGCUUCAGAUAGGGGCGCUGAAGCAAAUGAAAAAUGUCACUGCAGCUUUGAGUUGACGCACAGGCUGAAUGAGCUUGGUAGUGCAGGGAAGGGAUGGAGCAUUUCAGAUUUUGAGUCUGGUGGGGACCAUGUACGUAUCUAUCUCUAAUUCUCAGGAGGAAGAAUUAGAGAUAGAUACGUACAUGGCGGCAUAGCUGGCAGGUCCAUUGCAAAAACUGUACCGUGUCUGAAACAUAUAAUGCGCCUCUGUAUAUAUUUUAUCCGUCACCAGCAAUCUGGUUUCUGUUGAAUGUUGUGAUUGGGUCGAACCGAUAACCGCGAGCCGAAUAUAGCGUGCAUUUGCCUGAUCAAAUACUACACCAAUUUUAUUUUGC